AUGCGUACUCAGCAGCUCCUCCCUCUAUGUGGCCUUCUUCUGGCCAGCAACUUUGCCAUUGCAUCCAAAUUGGACCAUGACGAUGUCCCCAAUAGCUGCUGGGCUGCCUGCAGUUCUGUCGUCCGAGUCGCCAACAGCUGCGAUGACAGGCACGAGAGGGAUUCUUCCGAAAUCCAAUGCAUCUGUGAUUGGGAUGAAGCGAAAACACAGAUCCCGCUCUGCUCCGCUUGCAUCACCCAGCAUCAGGCCGACAGGCGAAACGGCACCCACAGAGACCAGGAUCCCGAUCAUGACCAUGACCACGACCACGAUGACGACGAUGACGACACUGAUGAUGAUGACGAUGAUAACGAGGCCCUUGAUCUCGUCCGCUCGUGCCGAUUCACCACAACUACCUACAACUCAGCCGCUGCCACUACUCUAGUUGGCACUUCCACCGCCACUGCUGCUUCGACUGAAGCCACCACUACGGACGCCUUCGGUGCUGCUACAUCGAACACGGCCUCUGCAACGGACUCUUCCAGCCCCAACGGAGCCAACGGUCAGGACUCGAGUUCUGUUACACCGUCGUCCUCUGAUUCGGCUGGCACCUCGCCGGGCUCAGCAUCCUCGCCCAGUCCCACACCUGAUGCUGCGGCGGGGGCUUCGGCUCCAGGUGCUGCAUCCAUGGCCGGUAUCAUGGGGCUGAUGGCUCUUGCUUGGCUGUGA
Messenger RNA from Penicillium bovifimosum, 708 nucleotides. RefSeq names its product putative GPI anchored protein. The coding region runs from base 1 to 708 and encodes 235 amino acids. NCBI's taxonomy places the organism in Eukaryota, Fungi, Ascomycota, Eurotiomycetes, Eurotiales, Aspergillaceae. The transcript has 2 exons. The record is from RefSeq and is a predicted model, not a curated record.